AUGGAGCCCGAUGCUGCCUUGCGAUGGCGUCAGCCUCAGCAGAGGGCGCACUCAGACGAGAACGGUCGCCCCAGCACCGCCGUGUCGGUCGCCACUUCGGCCUCGAGCUUCCAUAUCCCAGGUGUUCGUCCCCUUGUCCCGGUCAUCACGCGCGAUCUACAGCCAAUGGGGCAGCAGCUCUCUCCUGAUGCAUCGUUCGCCCGCAUUUUUGCUCCCCAAACCCAGGAUGGCAACUUGAUCCGGCACGCCGACGGACAGCAACAGAGUCCUCCCCUCCAUUGGCUGCGUAGGCACGGCCCUUCUCCUAGAGAGCUUCUCGAUACUUCCCAGGGUGUUCAGAACGAGCUUGAUGCUGCUCGCGUGCCUGUGUAUCCGAGCUUUGGGGGGAGCAAUCGAGAUCCGACGCUCGAUUGGUCCCAUGCUCAUCACCCCCUCACUCUACGUCCUACCACUGUCUCGGCCGACGAUCAACCCCGUCCUUUCACAGCAUCAUCCUACCAUCGUAAUAAGCUCGUCACUGCAGACACCACUGCUGGCAGCUACGUUUGCGCGUUGAUCGAAAAUCGAGGCACCGGUCGUGAAGUCGGCAUCGCAACUAUUGAGCGAGAGACAGAACCGAGAAGCAGCAAGCGGCCCAAGACGUACGGCGACGGGAGCGCUGAUAGCGACGGUGGGAGCCACGCCGGGGGACUGGGGAAGAGCAACAAAUCGGUGCUAAUUCGCAGCAUUGAGCAGCUCUACGACAUAGAGGCCAAGCCUUUCCCGCGGAAACACUGGAACUACGUUGAAGAUCUGAACGCCAAAGCCUCCACACGAGCUGCGAUCUUGGUCGCCGUGGCAGACAAGUUCUACCUGCUUUCCGCUUUGGCCGGUCUCAUCGAAUUCUACAUGGAGACUUUCAACCGUGUUUUCACCCCAAAGACACUACGGAUCCGAUAUAUUUUCCCUGAAGGUAAGGUGCUGGUGCUCAGUCGCGCUUUCUUUGCUCCAACUUGGCCUCCGACGCAUAUUGACACGGCCAGCAAUCUUGCAGAUACUAUCCUGAUCAAUAGCAACACUGCUCAUGAUCUCGAGCUCGUCCGUAACUUGAUCGAUUCCAAGUCUAAAGACUCGCUCUAUGGUGAGUUUUCUAUCCGGAAUUGUACAGAUCGAAGUGGGACUGACUCUGCACCUGCUUGUCGACGAACAGGACUGCUCAAUCACUGUGUUUCGCCAAUGGGACAACGACUGUUGAGGACCAACAUUCUUCAGCCACUGACUGACAUUGACGCCAUAUUGGUACGACAGGAGGCUGUAGCCGAGUGCAUCCAUAGCGAGGAACGCUUCCACGCCAUAUCAGAAAGCUUUAAGCCCAUCAAGGUUGGAUCAAUCGAUCUCGACAAGCUUAUCCACACUCUCUCGUGUCCUCCGAGCUCUGGUGACGGCACCAGACUGGAGACGGAGAGAAAGAUCGGUAGCGUCCUGAGCCUCAGAACGCUGCUGCGCUCGCUCGGCCCAGCCAAGUUUCUCGAAUCGGCCGAUGUGGACGAAAUCAACGACGCCAUUCUGGAGACGGUCGACGAAGACGUUCUUCAUGCGAAAGGAGGGCUAGGAUCCCGGCACGCCAGAAUGGUGAGUCUGUCUGGUUCUGAGGUGCGAGCUCGCUCUUCGAUCUCUGACACCGAACUAUCAAGGAAUUUGUUCGCCGUACGAAACCAGUAUGCUGUGAGGGCACAGCGCAGUCCGCUGCUCGAUGUCGCGAGACAGACGUACCGGGAGAACUUGGACGACAUUGAUGAGCUCAAACAGCGCCUGGAGAUCGAACAGCUCCGCACCGAGCUUGACCGCAGUCAAAUCAGGGAGUUGCCGGAGUACUUCACAAAUGUCAGCCGCGCCAAAGUUGGCAAAAGCGUCACAAUGACGACGCUUGCUCUGAAAAAGCUCAACGCUCGGCUGCUGGAUUCGAUGAACGAGGUAUGCAACAUGUCCGAAACCAUCAUCGACGAGUUGAUCGAGAAAGUCAUCGGCCAAAUUGCAUCCCUCAACAAGGUCUCGGAAGCGUUGGCUCUGCUGGACAUGAUCGUCAGCAUGGCGAUCGUGUCUCGAGCCAACGACUACGUUCGCCCUGUGCUCGGGGAAAGGCUCGACAUCCGUAACGCCCGUCACCCUAUUCUCGACAGGGUCGACAUCCUUGGUGCCGGUAACUCGAGCGUGGUCACGCGUAGAAGAUGUCCGUUCGUACCCAACGACAUCUAUCUUGCGCCCGGAGAACGCGUCUGCCUGAUCACCGGGCCCAACAUGUCCGGCAAGAGCACGCUCCUCCGUCAGGUCGCGCUCAUCACCGUUCUGGCAGGUAUAGGCUGCUUCGUUCCUGCCUCACGCGCCACGCUGCCCAUCCCAGACGCUCUGCUCAGCUUGCUCACCCACGAAGACGACGCGACGCAGAAUCUUUCAACCUUUGCUGCCGAAAUGCGCACUUCUGCGUUCAUCCUCAGUGUCGCUACGCCACAGUCGCUCGUCAUUCUCGACGAGAUGGGCAGAGGCACCAGCCCCGAUGAAGGCUGCGCCAUCGCGACAGCAAUCGUCGAGGAUCUCAUCAGCCAAAAGGGCUGCACGGUGUUCUACGCUACACACUUUGGUGAGCUCGUCGAAGGGUUCCAAGGCAAAGGGGGGGUUGUGUGCCAGCAUCUCGACGUGGGAGUGGUGCAGCGAAGAGAAAAUGUGGAUUUGGUCUUUCACCACAAGCUGCAUCUAGGACCGGGUCUCAACACGCACUACAGCCUUCAAGUCGCCAGGAUGAUGGGCUGUUUUAGCGACGACUUCUUGCAGCGCGCCAGAGACGUAGCCCUGACUGAAGAUUCGACCCGCGCCGAGAAAGCUGCGGAAUUGGACGAUCCGACAAAGGAGAGACGAAAAGUGGUGCGCAACCUAGUUCGACUUCUGCGCUGCAUAGAGAAGGGAGCCCCGGUCGGGGAGUCAUUGGAGGACUCGAGUGAGACAGACAUGGGAGGUGAUGCGCAGUCGCUGGGCGGAAGACUUGCCCGACUUCAGUUGCGCGCUGUUACUGAGCUGGAAGGCACAUACGAAGAUUGA
Messenger RNA from Pseudozyma hubeiensis SY62, 3072 nucleotides. Its product is annotated as DNA mismatch repair protein. Gene Ontology annotation, cellular component: nucleus. Gene Ontology annotation, biological process: reciprocal meiotic recombination; mismatch repair. The transcript is spliced from 11 exons. Gene Ontology annotation, molecular function: mismatched DNA binding; ATP-dependent DNA damage sensor activity; ATP binding. NCBI's taxonomy places the organism in Eukaryota, Fungi, Basidiomycota, Ustilaginomycetes, Ustilaginales, Ustilaginaceae. The record is from RefSeq and is a predicted model, not a curated record. Bases 1 to 3072 code for a protein of 1023 amino acids.